Ylistrum balloti is the source of this 498-nucleotide messenger RNA. RefSeq names its product octapeptide-repeat protein T2-like. NCBI's taxonomy places the organism in Eukaryota, Metazoa, Mollusca, Bivalvia, Pectinida, Pectinidae. The coding region runs from base 1 to 498 and encodes 165 amino acids. The transcript has a single exon. The record is from RefSeq and is a predicted model, not a curated record.
AUGUCAGUCGGCAGGGGUCGCGAGAGGUCAGUCGAUAGGGGCCGCGAGAGGUCAGUCGAUAGGGGUCGCGAGAGGUCAGUCGAUAGUGGCCGCGAGAGGUCAGUCGGCAGGGGCCGCGAGAGGUCAGUCGGCAGGGGUCGCGAGAGGUCAGUCGAUAAGGGCCGCGAGAGGUCAGUCUUUAGGGGUCGCGAGAGGGCAGUCGAUAGGGGCCGCGAGAGGUCAGUCUUUAGGGGUCGCAAAAGGUCAGUCGAUAUGGGUCGCGAGGGGUCAGUCGAUAGGGGUCGCGAGAGGUCAGUCGGCAGGGGUCGCGAGAGGGCAGUCGAUAGGGGCCGAGAGAGGUCAGUCUUUAGGGGUCGCAAAAGGUCAGUCGAUAUGGGUCGCGAGAGGUCAGUCGGUAGGGGUCGCAAGAGGUCAGUCGGUAGGGGUCGGGAGAGGUCAGUCGGAAGUGGCCCCGGUAUGCCAGUCGGUAGGGAUAAUAAAAUAUACAACCAGAGGUAA